AUGGGGAAGAGCAGACGGGAGGGCAAAGUGCAUUCAGCCAGCUUCGUAUCACCGAGGACCGGCAACCUGUUCCAGGUCGCGCAAAACCUGGAAGCAGCCGUCAAUUCUCAGGUGCCCAUCCCCCAGGAAUUCCUGGCCACAGUGCACCUCUGGAUGAAAUCAAGAGCGCAGACUGAAAGCGGCCUGUCGCAGAUGCAGCUCGCGCAAUUCAUUGGUGCUUCAUCCUUCAACAGUCAGGUGCAGGCCAAUGUGCAGAUGCUUGCGCAGCGGGGGAAUCUGCUGCUAUACUCACCUCACGCUCUGGACCGCUGGAUAGGUUGUGGGAGAAGGGAGCCACUCGACACCGACACACCGCCCGACUGGUCCGACGACGAAGCUGUGCCGUUGCGCAGUUGGCCUUGGGGGGAGACUCUGGUCGCCCCUCCGACCGAGGAGACAGCCCAGGGGGGCGUGUCCACUUGGUUCCCAACCUGCACUGGCGGGGAGUACAACAAGUACAAGAGCAUAUGGCAAGAAGCCGUGCAGAGCGAGAAGCCUCGA
Symbiodinium necroappetens is the source of this 540-nucleotide messenger RNA. NCBI's taxonomy places the organism in Eukaryota, Dinophyceae, Suessiales, Symbiodiniaceae. The record is from the annotation of a GenBank genome assembly.